Messenger RNA from Photinus pyralis (common eastern firefly), 1800 nucleotides. RefSeq lists its product as uncharacterized. The record is from RefSeq and is a predicted model, not a curated record. The coding region runs from base 160 to 1635 and encodes 491 amino acids. The transcript is spliced from 4 exons. NCBI's taxonomy places the organism in Eukaryota, Metazoa, Arthropoda, Insecta, Coleoptera, Lampyridae.
CUCUGACGUGUCUGCCUUCUGUGGUUUGCAACGGUUUGUAGCCGGUUAAGGACGUAUUUUUGAAUGUUUAUUAAUUGAGAUUUUGAAGAAGUCUUUGAUUUAAUACGGUUAGUGGCCGGAGGUGAAAUUUGUAGUCAUUUGAUAAGGAGCCUAUUAAAAAUGCCACGGAAAAAAAAACCACAGGAACAAAUGCAAGAAGUUGAAGACUUUCAAAUGAGAUCACACAUCGAAGACACCUCUAUUUGUCUCACUCCCACAUCAAAAGAUGAAAUUCCAAUUAUGCACUCUCUACCACAGGAGGCUCACUACGAGACACCUGAUGUUAGCUUAAAUUAUUUUGGUGUAAAGGAGCUUUUUAGUUCUAGAACUGGUUGUUACACUAGCUCUCGAAUUGAGGCGCACACACCUCUCCAUGCAAUCACACAAACACCUCAAAUUAGUCCAUUUAAGCGAACAGAUUCUAGUUGGAACAGCGCCGCUUGUGUUGAAGAUCUAAAUAAUUUACAAGGAAUGAAUGUGCAGCAAAGGGGUUUAAGUUGCAGUCGAACUAUUAACAGGGUUCGUUUAGAGCAUCUUCGGCAAUUUAAUGACAUUAUUCAAAACACUUCACAAGGGGAAUGUCUCGAAAGUAGCUGUGCAGUUGAUAAUGACACUGAGCAUUCAUUUUAUACCCCCUCACUGUUACAGUGCAAUUUUACUUCAACACCAUCAGUCGCGAAUAUCCAAAUGGUCCAAAUGAGCUCAUCACAGCCGACGCUUUCACGUAGACGUACCUAUAAAACAUCGGAGUCUGUAAAGUUUCCACCUAUGAAACGGAUCUCAAACGAGCAUUCAUUUGAGACGUGCACAAUCGAGGUGUAUACACAUAACAGUUCUAAACUGGAGAAGUUCAACAAAAAAUAUCAAUUGUUCAUCCAGGUUAUCGAAUUGUGUAUGUGGCUGUGGACCACAUUGAAGGAGGGCUUAAUUUCAGUCUACAAUUUGUACAGUACGCAAUAUUUCACGCACUCUGUCUGUAACAACUGUAUCAAAUAUCACAACAAGAUCACAGAGUUAACCAGUAGUGUAGAAAAUUUGCACUCCGAGAUGUUGAGAAUGCGCGAAGAAAACAAGAAAGACUGGGAAAGGAUGCGGGACGACAACAAGAAAGACUGGGAAUCUGUCAAACAACAGUUGUUGAAUCUUGAGCAAAAUAGAAGAGACUUGGUUAGCACUGGUGCGGUAGCGCCCGUGCAGCUUAUACCUCCACCACCACCACCACCUCCUCCUCCAGUACUGGUUCCACCCACAGUACCUGUGGCUGUGAGCAAGACUAAAUUAGUAGACAAGAAGAAGCCAAGAGAAAUAGUGCAACCAAUCAUUUCACUUGAUGACAUUUUAAAAGUGAAACUCAAGAAAGUUAGUGACCCACCAAGUUCAAAGUUUAGACGUGCCACUGAACCGAACCUGGUGAGCAGUGUAAAAACUUUGAGACCCAUUAGACGACAGAAUAGUUUGAUGUCCACUUCAGUUACGCCAGAUAAUCUAUCUUCGUCUUUGCUGCGUAUGUUAUCAAGCGUUGAUACAGGUUCACAUAAGGUCAAAAGGUUGCAGCGCUCCAACUCGAGCCCACAAUUCAAACGUGAACGAGAAUAGAUUAUGCAAGAUAUUUUCCUUUGUGUUUUACUUCCUGAUAAACUAAUUAAAAAUAAAAGUAAAAAUCUAUUAUCAUUUUAACAUGUGACUUGGUAUUGUGAUAAUUUUUAUAUUGUGAUAAUGUGAUAUGUUUAUAAUAAAAAGCUAUCAAGUUUUUGCAUGUUA